GGAAGAUUAUGUGUCCGACUCGUACGACAGCCAAUCAGACUCUCCUCACCCUUCUGAGCCGGUAGUACCCCUGCCCAAACUCAAGCUCGUUCUACCUCCACUCAAGGAUCUGAAGCGAUCCGCCAAAAAGUCCAAGUCCAAGUCCAAGAAGGGGCCCUUUGCGUAUUCAGAGUAUGGAGAUUCUCCUGCCCAGCAGAAAGUGCCCCGGCCCGUGAAAUUGAAGCCUCUGAAAGAAGUUUUGAGUCGCCUCAUAGUGUUGCUGAAGAAGUAUGUCGCUCCUAUCCUCGUCGUCCUCCUGAUAGACGAUGGAAUAGGAAGGAUGACUAUGCGUUUUUCCUCAAGCCUGUAGACCCAAACAACGUUCCCGGCUACCUCGAUGUCGUCAAGCGGCCAAUGGAUCUAGGAACCAUGGGUGUUAAGGUCGAGAAGGGGAGAUAUCGCUCACUAGAUGAUUUCGCCAACGAUCUUAAGCUGGUCACAUCCAACGCCAAAGCGUUCAAUCCCGAAGGCACGAUCUACCACACCGAAGCCGAUCGUCUCGAAACAUGGGGCUUGGAUCAGAUCAGCAAAGCGGCUUCGACUGUGAUACAGUACGAGACAGACUGGAAUAUGGAUGGGGACAAUGAAGGAAUUGAGGACGAUGCGGAUGAUUACUCUCUGGCCGUCGACGCACCCCAAGACGUCGAGACACGCAGUCGUUCCCCUUCCUUGUCGCUCGGGACUUCUCGCCUCAAUAUGCUCCGAAGGGGCCCCAGAGGACCGUACAAUAAGAAAGAGAACGCGGUCACUGUGGCCGAAACCAUAGAUGCCGAAGGACGAUUACCCGGCUCAAAGGACGGGCUUGGGGCAUUCCCACCUAAUUCUGAUCUAGCCAGGACUAUGCUGAUGUUGAAGCACAAAGGCAAGCGGUACAAGACGAAGAAGGAACGACUGCGUUUCGAGAAAGACGGACCGCCGUUCCGCAACGACGGGAGUCUCGACUACACUGAAGUGGAGGACCCAUUCUCUUACUUCUCUGGCCUUGUGCCCGAGCCUCUCACCCGCCCUCAACUCGUGCCAUUAUACCAUUCACAGCCCGUGCCCGUCUCGAACGUGCCCACGCUUCUACGGGAAGCGACCGCCACCCCAAGCCCCGCCGGUCCAUCAUAUCCGAUGCCCACCAUGUUCCCGUCGUCUGCGCAACUCCCCCAACCAGCUGCCUCCACGUCAGACAAGCAUUGGUCUGUCCUCCGCGGUGGUGUUCCACGCCGAUUGAAGGAAGAGUCCGGGACGAACACCGAGGACCUCGAAGAACACGCCCGCGAGCCACAUGCGCUCGAUUUUGGCUCCUUGGCCGUCUUGGCGGGCGAACUCGCGGCCGAAAUGCGUCGUCGCGGUGAAUUUCUGCCGGAGGCGAUUGAGGAAGCAGACGUUCUGCAGAAGACGGCAGUCAGGCUGAGCCUACAGAUACCCCCAACAGCUGCGCAGCCGGAUGAUGAUUACUGGAGUGUCUCGCAUGCUCACGACGCGGAGACUUACAUUCGGGAUGUGGUAUACGGCGGUCUCGAUGGCCUCGCUUAUGCCCGCAGUCUGGCUGAAUUCGUAUCCACUCCCGCACUAGAUUGCGAUUCGCCAGCGACGCCAGAUUCGCGCCCCUUAGGAAUGAGUCUGCCGACUUGGGUUUCGCGGAACGUGCUGGACCCGCUGACCGGCGGCCGCCACGCUCUUCUGCAGCAGACUGCAAUGCAACUGAAGUCUGCUUCAUGUGUGGUGGAUGAGGACGACAGCAAACUGCCGGCGCUGGUCGCGGCUGCUGUCCAGGUUCGACCACAGGCUGCUUCGUCUCUUGCGGCUCUGCGCCAGAUCCAGACAUAUCAGAUCGACAUGGGCGCCCUGCUGCAGUCUGCAGAGGAUAUGACACACAGCGAAAAGGAAUGGGAAGGCCACGGACUCGAGCCGGACAAGGUCGAUCUGAAUGCUGUGCUCGACUACGUCGCCGACGCACUCUAUCUGCUGCAAGCCGAGCAGGACGGCCACAUCAAACUCGAGCCGGAUGUGAACAUGGACACGGGCGAGAGUGCCGUUCUCCGCAAUCUGCGACUGAACUUGCUGGAGCUGGCCAAAAGGGCCCCUGUAGACACACUGGCGAGACUUCCGGGCUCAGAUCUCGUGCCGGAAUUGUAUCGGCCGUUUGUACCCACCCUGAGUACUUGAGUCUUGUAAUGUGGUGUAUGUAUGUCUUGGGUGAUCAUGGAUUGUUGAUGGUCACGGGAUCGCGUCUGAUCGCCUUGGCGCGGUUGUCUACGUGACCUUGACUGCGCCCAGCCGUCUCAGACGCUUGACUUGCCUCUGAUGCAAUGCAUUCUCGAAUUCGAUAUCCACGCGCGCUCUCAUGCUGCUAUAUCCCCGAGUCCUUGAUAGCCAUUUUCCCAGCAGACCCGCCACUGUGGCACGGCGUUGCAACAGAUGUCUCACCGGACACUGAAGCGGGAUGGAGUCUGUCGCCACGCAGGCCGCCCGAGGUUGAUCCUGACUGGUGCUUGGACUCUCGCUGGUCAUCUCCGUGUCCUGUCUCGGAGGGAUCGCCGUGUACUGAGACUCGACCAAAAGCGAUCCACCCCUCCUAUACUCAGCCCCUCCUCGAGUCUGCUAUAAAUACGACGCGUCCUCAACUAGAGAAGACACGCUCGUCGACAGCUGGACGCUCGUCUCCUUGUUUCCUCCCGCUGGCUGCGCUACCUUGAUGGGAGAGUGCUUGGGCUUUGGUAGACGCGUAGACCCAGCCUCUGAUUAGCGCUUGGGCUUGGACCGUCCCUAGUGAUGCGAGGGCUUCCUUGUCGCGAGGCAGAGGGUGAAUCGGCU
Molecule: messenger RNA, 2841 nt
Organism: Mycena citricolor
Lineage: Eukaryota; Fungi; Basidiomycota; Agaricomycetes; Agaricales; Mycenaceae
Source: the annotation of a GenBank genome assembly